Messenger RNA from Protobothrops mucrosquamatus (brown spotted pit viper), 1055 nucleotides. Its product is annotated as regulator of G-protein signaling 19. Lineage: Eukaryota; Metazoa; Chordata; Lepidosauria; Squamata; Viperidae. Bases 49 to 417 code for a protein of 122 amino acids. The record is from RefSeq and is a predicted model, not a curated record. The transcript is spliced from 2 exons.
CCGACCACCGAAGAAGUCAAGGGCUGGUCCCAGUCAUUUGACAAGUUGAUGAAAAAUCCAGCUGGCAGGAACGUGUUUCGGGAAUUCUUACGGACUGAAUACAGCGAAGAAAACAUGCUCUUUUGGUUAGCGUGCGAGGAACUCAAAAGCGAAUGCAAAAAACAUGACAUUGACGAGAAAGCACGGAUGAUCUAUGAAGAUUACAUCUCCAUCCUUUCUCCCAAGGAGGUCAGCCUGGAUUCCCGCGUUCGCGAAGGCAUCAACCGCAAGAUGCAGGAGCCCUCCUUGCACACCUUCGACGAUGCGCAGCUACAGAUUUACACGCUGAUGCACAGAGACUCCUACCCCCGCUUCCUGAACUCUGCCAUAUACAAAGCUCUGCUCCAGAGUGUCUCUCGGUCAUCUUCGGAGUCUUAAGCCCUUCCGUACCAUUGAUGGAGAUGCCAAGUGAAGGGGUUUACUUUCCUAGAGCAAGUGUUUUGUCCCCCCCCCACACACACACUUUCUUCUUAAAAAAAAAAAAUCUCCCAAAUGAGCUUACAGAACAAAUAGACUUGAAGAUGUAACCCAGCUGAGUUCUGACCACAGACAAUUGUCCAGUUGUUGGGAAGCUCAGUCCGCAACUUCCGUUUUUCCUCGUUCAGAAAAGGGCCCAACGCCAGUCAACCACCAAGAACUCCAAACUCAGGCUUCUACUUCCACGACCGAACCGGCUUUGGUGACCGGUGUCUGGCCGGUCACCCUAGAGAUGGAGAACGCCGAAGGAAGCCACCAACCAGCAACCGAUUGGGAGGUGGACCUCUGGGGCAACGGGGCAGAAGAAACCACAGGCCAAAAGCCCAUUAUUAUCUCCGGAACGUUGAUCUCUCUCGGAUUGUUUUUUAUUUUAUUUUAUUUUAUUUUUAAAUUCCUUCCAUGUUCGUUAAGAAUUCUUUCCAUGGUGUUCUUGUAGACACAAAGAUCUCAAAGACGGUUCGAGUGGAAACUGCGGUUAGGCUAAUGUAAUGGGAUUAAGCAACGUUCAGAUGUUAUAAAAAUACGUUCAGGUUUUCUGC